Molecule: messenger RNA, 6116 nt
Organism: Myxocyprinus asiaticus (Chinese sucker)
Lineage: Eukaryota; Metazoa; Chordata; Actinopteri; Cypriniformes; Catostomidae
Product: glutamate decarboxylase 2
Exons: 16
Coding region: 541-2292 (583 amino acids)
Biological process (GO): GABA shunt
Cellular component (GO): cytoplasm
Molecular function (GO): glutamate decarboxylase activity; pyridoxal phosphate binding
Source: RefSeq, a predicted model, not a curated record
AUUUCUCUGGUGACGUGAAGCGGGUUAUCUUUUCGCCACAAGAAGCUUUUAUUGCACUAUUGCCAUAAGUUUUUAUGUUUGAGAGGCUUGCGCAACGCCUUGCUGUUAUUGAAUUUGUAAAAAUGCACUACGCACCCUCAACUUGCAUUUGCAGCAGAGCUAUGUGACAGAUAAUGAGAGCCACUGGAUGCCUGCGUUUCCAUCAGUGCCAGUGUUUCUCCAUGAGGUCAGUGACAGACUUCGACUGCUCCAAAUCAUUGCGCACAGCGCACCAACUGCAUAUAGACACUCCGUCUCUGCUGUUCUCUUUCUGCGGACUCUGAAAAUCUUUAAUGAACAUCUUAUUGAAAAAGGCACAUCAUUUGAAGCAUCUGGACCCGUGUGAUUGUAAAUAAAUACAUCGCUUGAGCAAGUGGAUUUUCGGCGCACAAGACAGGAUUCAGCACCACUGCUGCGGACAGCUCCAGUUCCCCCGUGACGCGCGUCUGGAUGGCCGCUGCUCGCCUCGCUCUGUCGCUGCUCUGAUCCGCUCUGUCCGCGAUGGCGUCACACGGGUUUUGGUUUACGGGCGCUGAAAAUGCCGCUGGAAGCCCCAGCCAAAGUCCCACCACCCCCAGAGCUUGGUGUCAGGCGGCGGCCCAGAAAUUCACCGGAGGCAUCGGCUCCAAAUUAUAUGCUUUUUUAAACGUCGGAGAGGCUGAGAAAGCAGCUCAAGCCCCAGUUAAAGCCGAAGAUGAGUCUACAGCGGAGAGCUGCGGCUGUAAUAAACCCUGUAACUGCCCCAAAGCCAGCCUGUGCUUCUCUGAUCUCUAUUCAACAGAUCUUUUACCUGCAUUGGACGGGGACGCGAAGACUAUGAAUUUUCUGCAGGAGGUUGUGGAUAUAUUGCUGGCUUAUAUAGUGGAAUCUUUUGACCGGUCAACGAAAGUGAUUGAUUUUCACUAUCCUAAUGAAUUGCUUCAAAGGAAUAAUUGGGAGCUUUCGGACGAACCCGAGACUUUAGACGAUAUUCUGAUCAGCUGUCGUGCUACACUAAAAUACGCCAUAAAAACCGCACACCCUAGGUAUUUCAAUCAGCUCUCCACUGGAUUAGACAUGGUUGGCCUGGCGGCGGAUUGGCUGACCUCCACUGCCAACACCAAUAUGUUCACCUAUGAGGUGGCUCCAGUCUUCGUGCUGUUGGAAUAUGUCACACUGAAGAAGAUGAGAGAGAUCAUUGGCUGGCAGGAUGGCCGCGGUGAUGGAAUAUUCUCACCGGGCGGCGCCAUUUCCAACAUGUAUGCCAUGUUACUGGCUCGCUAUAAGAUGUUCCCGGAGGUGAAGGAGAAAGGAAUGUCAUCUGUUCCAAGACUGGUGGCCUUCACUUCUGAGCAUAGCCAUUUUUCAAUCAAGAAAGGAGCUGCUGCGCUUGGAAUCGGUACAGAAAGUGUCAUCUGUAUUAAAGCCGAUGAAAGGGGUAAGAUGAUUCCUUCUGACCUUGAGAGGAGGAUAGUUGAAGCCAAGCAGAAGGGAUACGUGCCAUUUUUUGUCAGCGCCACAGCUGGUACCACAGUUUACGGGGCCUUUGAUCCUCUGAUCGCCAUAGCAGACAUCUGUAAGAAGUAUGAUGUCUGGAUGCAUGUGGAUGGAGCGUGGGGCGGAAGUUUGCUGAUGUCCCGGAAACACAGGUGGAAGCUCAAUGGAGUCGAGAGAGCUAAUUCUAUGACCUGGAACCCUCAUAAAAUGAUGGCUGUGCCCCUGCAGUGCUCUGCUCUGCUGGUUAGAGAGGAGGGACUGAUGCAGAGCUGCAAUCAGAUGCAGGCAUGUUAUCUUUUCCAGCAGGACAAGCACUAUGACCUGUCCUAUGACACGGGGGACAAAGCCCUUCAGUGCGGACGCCAUGUGGACAUCUUUAAACUGUGGCUGAUGUGGAGAGCUAAGGGCACUAUUGGCUUUGAAGCUCAGAUUGAUAAAUGUCUGGAGCUGUCAGAAUAUCUUUACAACAAGAUCAAGGACAGGGAAGGAUAUGACAUGGUCUUCGAUGGAAAGCCUCAGCAUACCAAUGUGUGCUUCUGGUAUCUUCCGCCGGGCGUGCGCUUCCUGGAGGACAAAGUGGAGAAAAUGAAGCGUCUGCACAAGGUCGCCCCUGUAAUCAAAGCCAGAAUGAUGGAGUACGGAACAACCAUGGUGAGCUAUCAGCCGCAGGGAGACAAGGUCAACUUCUUCCGUAUGGUCAUCUCCAACCCAGCUGCUACCUUUGAAGACAUUGACUUCCUCAUUGAAGAGAUUGAGCGACUGGGACAGGACCUUUAAAAACUCACGGCACCAAAACCUCUUAUUCUUGUGUCCCUGAAUGGAUCAGCUAUUUGUUGUGAAUGUAACGGUAAUUCUUUGAUUCCUCUCCUCCAGUCACAUAAAGAUAAUAUGAUUAAAAAAAAUUAAGACAUGAAAAUAUCUAGAUUUUAGUAUUGUAGCGUUGUUGUGGGCUUCGUGGUUCAAAGCCCUGUAAAAUGUUACUGUCUGCUUUAACUGUCUGUCUAGUGUCUGACAAAACUUUGUUUGUUUACACAUGUUAAAUGAGAAUAUGAAAAGUUGCUUCUAUUCAGUGCAGGCCGUACCUUAGUUUCUAUUUGAUCAGUUAAAGUGCCAGAUAACAUCAAUCUAUAUAAUUAUAUUAUGAGCCAUUUUUACUGAUUUGAUUAGUCAAGCUUAUAACCAUUUAAGAGGUUUUUGAAAGAAACAACUUCAAUUUCUUAAAUGGGGUUAGUUGUUGAAAUCCAAAAACAAAUAGUACGCACAUGAACAAGCACAAAUAUGCACAAACAAACUAGAAUUCUAAUAUCAUCUUGACAAAAAGCUGCCAGCAUUUAUACUGAAGAAUAAUGUUAUAAACAUGUAACUGUAAAUCUAGAAAGUGAGCAAAACUCAUCAUGACUGGUAGGUAGACACACAUGAGAGUAAAUCUAGCCAAUCAAACCAUUCCAUGUGGUCUUUAAAUUGCUGAGUAUCACACUGGCAGUAAAUAAAAUUAGCUGAUUUUGCGAUGAACGAAUCACAGCUAAUAAAUCUGUGGAUGGCAAGGAACCAUCAUGUCAAAUAAGAUAAAUAAAUCAACCAUUUGUUCAGCACUAUCAUUCAGUAAUAUCCCUUGUAAAGAAACAAUGCACAUGCAAAUACACUGAUGAGCCAAAACAUUAUGACCACCUGCCUAAUAUGCUGUUGGUCCUACACGUGCUGCCAAAACAGCAUCAUCCCACCGAGGCAUGGACUCUACAAGACCCUUGAAGGUGUCCUGUGGUAUCUGGCACCAAGACAUUAGCAGCACAUCCUUCAAGUCCUGUAGGUUGUGAGGUGGAGCCACCAUGGAUCGGACUUGUUGGUCCAGCUCAUCCCACAGAUGCUCAAUCGGAUUGAGAUCUGGGGAAUUUGGAGGCCAGGGCAACACCUUGAACUCUUCAUCAUGUUCCUCAAACCAUUACCGAACAAUGUGUGCAGUGUGACAGGACACAUUAUCCUGCUGCAAGAGGCCACUGCCAUCAGGGAAUACAUUUGUCAUGACGGGGUGUACCUGGUCUGCAACGAUGUUUGGGUAGGUGUCACGUGUCAAAUUGAUGUCCACAUGAAUGGCCGGACCCAGGGUUUCCCAGCAGAACAUUGCCCCGAGCAUAUCAUAGACCACCGGCUUGUAGUCUUCCCACAGUGCAUCCCGGUGCCAUCACUUCCCCAGGUAAACAGUGCACACAUACACGGCCGUCCACGUGAUAUAAAAGAAAACAGGACUCCUCGGACCAGGCAAGCUUCUUCCACUGCUCCAUAGUCCAGAUUCCACUCUCGUAUGCCCAUUGUAGGCACUUACGAUGGUGGACAGGGGUCAUCAGGGGCACUCUGACUGGUCUGCAGCUAAACAGCCCCAUAUGCAGCAGGGUGCAAUGCACUCUGUGUUGUGACACAUUCCUCCCGUAACCAUCAUUAACAUUUUCUGUGACUUGUGCCACAGUAGACCUUCUGUCAGUUCGAACCAGACGAGAUUGCCUUCUUUGCCCUUGCGCAUUGGUGAGCCUUGGGCGCCCAGAAGCCUGUCGCUGGUUUGUGGUUUGACCCUCCUCGGACCACUGUACUCACCACUGCUGUCCAAGAGCACCUCACAAGCCUUGCUGUUUCAGAGAUGCUCUGACCCAGUCAUCUGGCCAUAACAAUUUGGCCCUUGUCAAAGUUGCUCAGGUCUUUACUCCUGGCCAUUUCUCCUGCAUUAAGCACGUUGACUACGAAAACGGAUUGUUCACUUACCAUCUAAUCUACCCAGACCUUGACAGGUUAUGAUCAAUGUUAUCCGCUACACCUGUGAAUGGUCAUAAUGUUUUGGCUCAUCGGUGUAUAUAUGAAUAAAGUACAUUAGUUAUUAUGUUGAAAUUUAGUCAAAAUGACAUCUAAACAGCUUUCCUACAUAAUAACAUCAGAUUUAUUAAUUCAUGUAUUUAUUUAGCUUUGUUAAAUACUGUAGAAUUAAAGCUAUUUCAGGGUAUUAACAGAGCUAAUAUCUGAAUUUAAUGUUAAGUAUAAGUUCCAAGAAAAUAAGCAUAACUAGGAUUCUGCCCUAUGAUAGUGUGUAAAUAGACUUUUAAGAUGUACCAAGUACAUAUCUAUGUGAAUACAUCCAUGUACUGUAUAUAAGGCAGAGUCUAUUUGUGUGGUAAAUUAUCUCUUAUUUUCUCUAUUAAAAAAAAGUAAAAAAUAAUCAUAAAUAGUUGAUGAAUUCUGCUUGUGUGUGUGUGUGUGUGUGUGUGUGUGUGUGUGUGUGUGUGUGUGUGUGUCAGAUAGAUAACAUAACUGCAUAGAUAUACUGUAUGUAUGAAGGAUCUGGCUUUAAAUACAUUAGAAGCCACUGCAUUUUAAUAUACUAACAAGAAAUUAUUAGUAUAAUCAUUUCUGUGGUUAUGAAAACCAUAUUUUAACCAAUGCUGGUUGUAAUUGUGCCCAAGUGAUACACUUGACAUCCUGUGCCAAUUUGUAUUUAUGUGUCUUUGUAACUGUAUUGCCUUAGUAUUAAUUGCCAGUAUUGUCUAGUUCUCCUAAAGAGGAGCUUGUGCACUUUAGCAUAUAUGUAUGAUGACCAGUCCAAUGGAUGUUCUUAGUUUGAUGUUUUAAGAAAUUGAUCGUUGUCUGAAUGUGUCCCAGUUUGAGAGUUGCUUAAUAGCUGAAAUCAUUAGUAGACUCACUAAUGCUAAUCUUACUACCUUUUAAAAUGGAAGGGGCAAGGAAUGCUAAUUUCGUCCAAUUAUUUUUAGAUUUGGGUGUCAUUUAUGUUCCUUUUUAGGAUCGACAAGCAGUGUGUUUUAAGCUCUUAAAAUCACAACAAACACAUCGACAUCUCACUGUGGUAGUCUUGAAAUGCUAGCUGUGACAUUUUCUCCCUGCUGCUACAAACCUGCUCUCUUUGCACGUGCAUGAACGCCUUGCCUUCCGAGCUUGUGAAAUACAAUCCCAAAUAUAUAGCCUAUAUAGUGCAACUGGUGUUAGUUUUAGUGUGCAAAAUGGAUAGCUUAGCUUCAAAUAUAUUACUCUGUUGCUAGCUUGCUCACUGUGUUAGCAUUAUCAGACGUAUUUAUCUGCUAAGCAAGCAUGUUCGAUGUGGCUAGAAGUUGUAUGCUUUUGCGACAAUAAUCUCUAUCUUUCGCUCUGCCUCUUGCUUGCAUUGUCUUCUGCAGCUUUAAUAUUACUGUGUGUAGAUCCUCUGCAUGCCUCUGUAUAAGCAUAUUGGACAUCUCUAUCACGCUAUCUUCUUUCUAUGUCUUUCUCUUCAGCUUUGCCAGACCUUUAAGUGCAGUGCUUUCUCCUAUGUUUCAUGGCUACCCACCAUGUCCAUCAGUUUGUCAUAUGAGGAUGUUUCAUGAGUCCGACAAAUCAGAGUAACACCAUGACUGGGAGUAUUCAGUUUGUUUUCUUUCUCACCCAACAUUAAAAGAAAUGUGAUUCUUUGAGGAACUGAAGUUCAGAAGAAAGUUAAAAACUAGUGUGUGGAAAUUAUACAUAUACUAUACUGUAUUGAGGAAGAUAACAUUGCCUCUCUAAAAAUCCAGUUCUCUUGAAAUGUGUUUUACUUUUAAUGGGAAAAUAUGAAUAAAUGUUACUGCCAAACA